Anthostomella pinea is the source of this 2307-nucleotide messenger RNA. The record is from the annotation of a GenBank genome assembly. Lineage: Eukaryota; Fungi; Ascomycota; Sordariomycetes; Xylariales; Xylariaceae.
AUGGCCAGCCCCCUCCCGCUGACGGUGCAGUACCAGCCCGCAACGGGCGGCUGCACCAUCGACAUGGCCGCCGCCGCCGGCCACGGCCUCGCCGUCUGCCGCACCAUACAGAUAGGCGGCCCGGGGGACGCGGGCGGCCUCGAGUUGCAUGAUGGGGGGAAUGUCAUUUACGUUACUCCUACAGGGGCUGAUGAUGGUGGGUUUGCUGUUGAUGAUGGGCAUGGGGACGGGGGCGGGGGCGGGAACUCGUCUACGUCUGCUUCUGCUGUUGUUGACGUUUUGCCGUCUACCUCUUCGCCUGUUACGACUGCGUUCUCGUUUUUUACGUCUGCGUUUACGGCUUCAGCGUCUGCCACGUCUUCUACAUUGACGUCCCUGUUUCCCGCCGUCGCCGUGCAAUCUACGUCCUCGCCCACGUCCACGACUGCAGUUGCUGCAGUCUCCGUCGACCCAACUACGGCUGGACUGACGGCGCCGGGAUAUCCUUCUUGGCCCCAAAGCGUACCGCCGGUUGAGGGUGGGCCGCCGAAGGUCUCGUCUGCCGCGACUACGUCGGAGGUCUCGUAUAUUAAGACUACGCUGGGAGUCUCGUCUGCUGCGACUACACCUCGGGUCUCGUCUGCUGCGACUACACCUCGGGUCUCCUCUGCCGCCACGCCUCUGGCCUCGUCUGCUCCGCCAGUCAAGGCCCCAGCAACCCCUCCCGUCAGUGCCGGGCAAAGCGGCGAGGAAGGGAGUCAGUCUUCACCUCCCCCGGCACCGCCGUCAUACCCUGUCGGUGCUGAGCAGCCCGGUGGUGACGGAUGGACUACUCAGCCUGGAGGUCCACUUCUUCCGGCUGUGACGCCGGCCGCGUCCUAUUCUGCCGGUGUUGGGCAGGGCGGCAGUGGAGGGACUCAGCCUCCAUCCCCUUCGGCAUCGUCGGUCAAGGUCCCGCCUGCGGUUAUGACGUCGCCUGCGCCUUAUCCUGUGGCUACUGAGCAAAGUGGUGACGGAGGGGUUUAUCCUCCGUCGUCGGUCAAGGUCCCGAUUCCGGUCGUGACGCCGCCUGUGCCUGUGGAGUCAGACGCACCCUAUCCUGUCGGUGCUGGGCAGGGCGGUGACGGAGGGGACAGAGGGGAUGGUGGGGAUGGUGGGGAUGGUGGUGUAGGUUCGGCUGGAGGAGAUGGAGGUACUGGUGGCAAUGGAGGGCAAGGCGGUCCUGGAGCAGCGGGCGGAGAUGGUGGCGAUGGUGGGAACGGAGGAAAUGGAGAGAACGGCGGCGGGCCAGUCGGGCCUGUCGGGCCUGUCACUAGCCCCGGGGGUGCCGGCGGAGACGGAGGCAAUGGUAGCGGCGGUGGCUCUGAGGCACCAGGUGGCGUGGGUGGUGACGGAGGCGACGGUGGUAAUGGUGUUGCUCUUCCGGCAAAGCCACAGGCAUACCCUGCGUAUCCAAACGUCACUCUAUCGUCAGUCACGUCGACACCAGCGAUCACGAAGUCCCCUGGCCAGCUCACUCCCCCAUCUCUUCCACCUGUACCCCCUACUUAUUUCAACCUCACUCGAUCGUCAGCCGUGCCGACACCUGGGAGCACCAAAACGCUUACCACGACUCUUCGGAGUUCUGACCACUCCCAGAGCUCGUCACUUCAUCACUCUUCCCAGUUGGCGCCUGUGCAGUCCGAGGCACCACCAUCAUAUCCAACUGCGCCGCCAGUUUCCGCGGAAUCCCAACAGCCACCAGUCACCACCUCUUCCAAGCCACCAGUCACCACCUCUACCCAGUCACCGGUCGCCACCCCUUCCCCUCCAGCGCCGCUCCCCAGCUACUGCUCACAAGAAUACAUCUCCAUCGACAUAACAACCAUCUCCAGCAUCUCCUUGCACGACCUCGACCAAUACAUCACCGUCCUAUCCCAAGCAGAACCAGAACUAAACCUCACCACCCCCGACGGCGGCCACAUCAGCCUCUCCGGUCCCAUCUCGUCCUCCUUGACGCUUCAGUAUCGCGUGACCUGCGGCGUAGUCUUCCCGGCGACCGAUCCUGUGUUUCCACAGUUCCCCGACGAGGUCCAGACGCAGGCGUCUGAUCAUAUGGGCUGUCUGGCGCUGUGUGAGGGGGAGGCUGUAAGUAAAGCGGAUGCAGGGGAUUUGAGCGAGUGUAUUGGUGCGGCGUUUAGGGGUGGCUUGGAGGGGACUAAUUGCCGCUAUUGGAAUGCGGAGAGGGAGGAGCAUGAGGCUUUGCCGGUGGACUCGCUGCCGCUAUCGAGGGACGGGCAGGGCGUUGGGUCGGGGGAUGUGGUUCGUUGGCAGGUUUUGUAUUUGUGA